This is a messenger RNA of Vigna unguiculata (cowpea), 1712 nucleotides long. Its product is annotated as Lung seven transmembrane receptor family protein. The record is from RefSeq and is a predicted model, not a curated record. NCBI's taxonomy places the organism in Eukaryota, Viridiplantae, Streptophyta, Magnoliopsida, Fabales, Fabaceae. Gene Ontology annotation, cellular component: membrane; Golgi apparatus. Gene Ontology annotation, biological process: transport.
AUAUCGACUGCAUUGCCGACUAUUUGACGCUUAUCAGCAAUAGCAAUAACAAUUGGCAGAUCUGAUCUAUCUGAAGGUUUCACCAACGACGACGGUGAUGAGGAUGGGGUCUUCAUCUUGCUCCUUCUUCCUCCUCCUCGUACUGGGCCUUCUCCCCUUCUCCCUCUCAGAGAUCCGCUACUCCGAGAUCCGAACCGACGAUCGGCCCAUUGUUCCCUUCGAUCAGUUUGGGUUCACCCAUAGGGGUCGCCUUGAGCUCAAUGUUUCCAGAAUCUCCCUCUCCAAUUCCAAUUUGGACCUCUCAAAGGUUGGCUUCUUUCUCUGCACCCUGGAUUCCUGGCUCCAUGUCCUCCAGCAGCUGGAGGAUGGUGAGAUUCGGUGCACCCUUCAAUCGGAUCUCGUGAAGUCUGUAUACACCUUUAAUUCUCUGAACGGCAAAGACUCUUUCAACACCGAGUACACCGAAAACGACGCCGAUCAGUACAACCUGGUGUUCGCCAACUGCCACCCGCAGCAGCUGAAAGUGAGCAUGGAUGUUAAAUCUGCCAUGUACAAUCUGGACGGAAGGAGCAACACCCGCGAUUACCUCUCUGCUGGGAGAACCAUCCUUCCCAAGGUCUAUUUCCUGCUGUCGCUGGUGUAUUUCGCUUUGGCUGCUCUUUGGAUCAGCGUGCUCUACAAGAAGCGAUUGACCGCAUUUCGUAUCCAUUACUUCAUGCUUGCCGUCGUCAUCUUGAAGGCUUUGAAUCUCUUGUGUGAGGCUGAAGACAAAUCCUACAUCAAGCGCACCGGCAGCGCCCACGGCUGGGAUAUCAUCUUCUACAUCUUUAGCUUCCUCAAGGGCAUUUCUCUCUUCACUCUCAUCGUCUUGAUUGGCACCGGCUGGUCCUUCCUCAAGCCCUUCCUUCAGGAUAAGGAAAAGAAGGUUCUCAUGAUUGUCAUCCCCCUUCAAGUCAUCGCUAACAUUGCUCAGGUUGUCAUUGACGAGAGUGGUCCCUACGGCCACGACUGGGUUACCUGGAAACAGGUCUUCCUCCUCGUCGAUGUCGUUUGUUGCUGCGCCGUGCUCUUCCCCAUUGUCUGGUCCAUCAAGAAUCUCCGUGAGGCCGCCAGGACUGACGGCAAGGCCGCUGUUAAUUUAAUGAAGCUUACCCUCUUCCGUCAUUAUUACAUCGUUGUCAUUUGUUACAUUUACUUCACCAGGGUUGUGGUUUAUGCCUUGGAAACCAUAACAUCCUAUCGCUAUUCUUGGACCAGUGUGGUUGCUGCUGAGUUAGCCACGCUUGCUUUCUACAUCUUCACCGGCUACAAGUUCAAGCCUGAAGCUCACAAUCCUUAUUUUGUCAUCGAUGACGAAGAGGAAGAGGCUGCUGCCGAGGCAUUGAAGCUUGAAGAUGAAUUUGAGUUGUAAUUCUCUCAAAAUACAAAAACAUUGAACGUUUCCCGAUUCAGGUGUUGAACAACUCGGUACGAUAUUCAGCAAGGCUCAGGUUUCAUGGUUUCAUCUCAACGACAGUUAGGAAUUUUCAAGUUACAUUUGAUGAAUAUAGUCAUUAUUCAUAAAUCAUUGUGCUAUAUAUUUUGUGUUCUGGUCUCAUGCCAGUUUUUUGAACUUAGUGUCAUAAUAUCCUAAACCCUUGUGUAGUGCUAUGAACAUAUAUUACCUUGUCUAAGUAUUGAUACGGAUAUCUUGCAAACAUUUUUUUUUGUCA